Macrosiphum euphorbiae (potato aphid) is the source of this 519-nucleotide messenger RNA. Lineage: Eukaryota; Metazoa; Arthropoda; Insecta; Hemiptera; Aphididae. The record is from the annotation of a GenBank genome assembly.
AUGGGAAGAUUACAUGAUCAGACGACAUCGACGGGCAUCGCGAAGGUCCUACAGCACUCUGAGGAGACUGCUUUAAGGUACUAUCGCGUACCCGACACAUCUGAGGCCGUAAGGCGGCAUGAACUCAUUGAAGUAGUAGACCACACUUCAUUGGUUAAAAACUAUGUCGAUAGCCACUUUGAAAACUUCUUUCCAUUAGUUCCGUACAGUGCCUUUCCGCAACCAGAAAUGGCCAAACAGAGAAUCGUAGAUGGGGACAUUGUGGCGCUGUAUCCAUCGGCCGUCAUAGACCUGGACUACGUGAGCAGGUUGCGUGACAGGUUCGAUGCAACUGUAUUGGAAGAGCGAGUUCAAAUUCUUUUUGACGAGGUUCGUGCCGCCGGAUACCCGAGGCACAACGUAGGGGAGCAUAGCAUCAUUGACACGGCUAGACACAGAAAGAUACACUUCUUUUUCAGCAAUUUGAACUACCGAAAGAAAAUUGUUCAGAAGAUAAUCAGCAAGAUUAAAAACGUGUGA